Porites lobata is the source of this 468-nucleotide messenger RNA. Lineage: Eukaryota; Metazoa; Cnidaria; Anthozoa; Scleractinia; Poritidae. The record is from the annotation of a GenBank genome assembly.
AUGACCAACCCCGAAGAGUUUAAGGAGAAAUUCUACAACAAUCUGAGAGAGGUGCUGUGGAGAGUUCCUUGUACUGAUAAACUGAUAAGAGCCGCUGACUUCGAUGCCAGGGUUGGAAAGGUGGACAAAUGGCCAUGUGUGAUUAGCCCACGUGGAGUUAGCAAGUGCAACUCAAACAGUGAACUCCCUCUGGGUCUUUCCUGGGAACACAACUUGGUCAUCGCAAACACUAUCUUCAAGCACAAGAAACAUCACAAGACCACAUGGAUGCAACCCCGCUAUAAACAUUGGCACCUUUUAGAUUAUAUGACAGUAAGGCAGGUGGACCAAAAUGACAUCUUGAACACAAGACCCAUGAGCGGCGCUGACUGUUUAACUAACCAUGUUUUGUUAAGAUCCACUGUUGCCUUCUCCAUCAGUAAAAACAUUCCAAAACUGCUGCCAAAGCACCCUGCAAGAUUGAUGUAA